Molecule: messenger RNA, 1293 nt
Organism: Daldinia caldariorum
Lineage: Eukaryota; Fungi; Ascomycota; Sordariomycetes; Xylariales; Hypoxylaceae
Product: NAD(P)-binding protein
Exons: 1
Coding region: 252-980 (242 amino acids)
Source: RefSeq, a predicted model, not a curated record
GAUUUAACUUAUGGAUAUAAAUGUUAGCAUUGGAGUAACUAGAAGAGUGACUGUGCCGCAAGUAUAAAACAUAAAACGCAUAGGACAGACUCGUUCAAUGUUAAAUGAGAUUCUUUGAUAGUUCAAUAGCCAACUCCAACAUUUAAUAACUUCAACUUUGGAUCAACUGACAUUUACACCAAACUAGUAAUCACGCAAUUAAAGAACGAUUCAUCACGAGAUAAAUAAUCUCCCUCUUACCAAUAUCUGCGAUGACUUCUAAGACAGUUGCUUUUUUUGGCGCGAGUACAGGUAUAGGUCAUUCGGCCCUGAAGCACUCUCUCGCAGCUGGGUAUCAAUGCAUCGCGCUCUGUCGCAACCCGUCUAAGCUUACCUCAGUAUUAACAAGAGAAAGUUGGCCUAAUCUUCAGGUCGUGCAAGGUAAUGCGCACGACACUGCGGCCGUCUCGCGCUGUCUCAAAGCUUCAGACAACAAACUUGUCGAUGAGAUUGUUUUCACAAUCGGAGGAAAGCCUAUACCAGCGAAAAUGACUAUCGACGAUCCGCAUGUAUGUGAGAAGGGCAUUACUACCGUCCUCAACGCCAUCCUCACGCUGAGAGGGCAAGGUGUCGUCGGCAGACCUCACAUCAUCGUGUGCAGUACUGCCGGCAUGUCUGAGUUCGGGCGAGACAUACCUGUUACCUAUCUGCCGCUAUUCUCCCUUUUUCUCAAGGUACCCGGCGCGGACAAAAGAGCCAUGGAGAACAAGCUAGUCGCGAGUGGUGAAGACUUCACCAUCGUACGCGCAGCUAUGUUCCUCAACGAUGGGGAGACAAAUAAACAAGUGCGCGCUGGCGUUGAGGACCCCCAAACCGGAAUUGAAUCUAAGGCUAUCGGAUACAGUAUCUCCAGGGAAGAUGCGGGGAAAUGGAUCGCACGGAAUCUCGUCGUAGAGAGAAACCCGAAAUAUCUCAACAAGACUGCCACGAUUGUUUAUUGAGCAGUAUGUUAAGAGUUUGGAGCCAAUGCGCAUAGAAUUGUAUAGUAAGGUGUUUUGGGAUCUUGAGGACAGUUGUAUAGAUUAGGAGGCGUAAAGUUUGGGCGUUUUGGAUGCAUAAUGUCACUGAAUAUAUCAAGAAAGGGUUGCAUUCAAGAGAAGAUACAGCAGGAGAUAGAAAGAACAUUAGGUAGGUGCAUAGUGUAAACUUCAAACAUUCAAUUGAAGUGCUCACUCACACAAAAGACUCUGAUCUAUAAGCCACAAAACAGAGCCACAUCUGAUAAGAUCGCGAUAAGAAAUAAAAUCCCGACGC